Molecule: messenger RNA, 2814 nt
Organism: Telopea speciosissima
Lineage: Eukaryota; Viridiplantae; Streptophyta; Magnoliopsida; Proteales; Proteaceae
Product: probable potassium transporter 13
Exons: 9
Coding region: 190-2430 (746 amino acids)
Biological process (GO): potassium ion transmembrane transport
Cellular component (GO): membrane
Molecular function (GO): potassium ion transmembrane transporter activity
Source: RefSeq, a predicted model, not a curated record
CAUUGAUUCUUUUGAGUUCUCGCAAACAAGUUGGUUACCAGUUUAAUCUUGGGAGGAAAGUAAAAAAGUUCUUAUUCGUACGAAUCGCUUCGUCUGAACAGAGUAUUUUAAGCGUGGCUAGUGAAUCUAUACUGUUACGGUUUCAGCUUUCAUUCUGGAGAGAGGGGAGAAGAUUUAGGUUUACUGGGAAUGGAUCCGGAGUCUGGUGGUCAGAGUCGGGAUUCUCGUUGGAAAUUGCACAAGACCACUCUAUUGCUAGCCUACCAGAGUCUUGGGGUUGUUUAUGGCGACCUUAGCAUAUCACCCAUCUUUGUUUUCACGAGCACAUUCUCAGGCAAGUUGCAUCUUCACGAGGAGGAGGAAGAGAUUUUUGGGGUACUUUCUCUGAUUUUCUGGACUUUGACUAUAAUACCACUGUGCAAAUACGUUGUACUUGUAUUAGGAGCAGAUGACAAUGGAGAAGGUGGAACCUUUGCCUUGUAUUCAUUACUCUGUCGGCACUCUAAGUUGGGCCUUCUGAGCACAUCCCAUUCUGCACAUGAUCAUAUACCUGACUGUAGCACUGGAAGUUCCCUCAAGGUUACAAGAACAAGUGGACGUCUGAAGGAGUUCUUUGAGAAGAGUCGUGGAUCUCGUAUUGUAUUGCUUCUGGUUGUGCUUCUAGGGACUAGCAUGGUUAUUGGUGAUGGGGUCCUCACUCCAUCAAUGUCUGUCCUUUCUGCCGUUUAUGGUAUGCGAAUUAAGGUUCCACAUUUACAUGAGAAUUAUACCAUAUUUAUUGCCUCAGUUAUUUUGUUGGGCCUUUUCGCUCUCCAACACUAUGGAACACACAGGGUUGGCUUUCUUUUUGCUCCAAUUUUGGUAGUUUGGCUUCUAUGCAUCAGUGGAGUUGGCAUUUAUAACAUAAGACGUUGGAACCCAAAUGUUGUCACUGCUCUGUCACCAUAUUAUGUCUUUAACUUCUUUAGAAAAGCUGGAAAAGAUGGGUGGAGUUCACUUGGAGGUGUUGUUCUGUGUGUUACAGGUGCUGAGGCUAUGUUUGCUGAUCUUGGUCAUUUCUCCCAUCUUUCUAUAAGGCUAGCAUUUGUGGGAUUUGUUUACCCUUGCUUAGUCUUGGCUUAUAUGGGGGAAGCUGCUUAUCUCUCCAAGCACAAAGAAGAUCUUGAAAGGAGUUUCUACAGGGCCAUCCCUGAGAGAAUAUUUUGGCCAGUAUUUAUUAUUGCAACUCUUGCUACAGUUGUGGGAAGUCAGGCAAUUAUUUCUGCUAUUUUCUCAAUUAUUAGUCAGUGUAGGGCACUGAGGUGUUUUCCUCGUGUAAAGAUUGUACACACUUCAAGUCAAAUACAUGGACAGAUAUACAUACCAGAGAUCAACUGGAUACUGAUGGUCUUAUGCCUUGCUGUUGUAAUUGGCUUUAGAGACACUGUCAUGAUUGGCAAUGCAUAUGGUCUCGCAGUCAUCAGUGUAAUGUUUGUUACCACCUGCUUGAUGUUCCUCAUCAUUGUUAUGGUUUGGAAUCGAACAGUUAUCUUGGCAGCUGUAUUUGUGAUUUUUUUUGGAUCCUUAGAGCUUCUAUACUUCUCUGCAUGCCUCUCAAAAGUUCACAAUGGAGGGUGGCUUCCUCUUAUUCUGUCUAUGGUAAUUUUGUUUGUGAUGUCUAUCUGGCACUAUGGGACUUCAAAGAAGCAGGACUUUGAAUUGCAGAACAAGGUUCGCAUGGAUAAUUUCCUGGCACUUGGACCAAACCUGGGUAUUGUUCGAGUUCCUGGAAUUGGUCUUAUCUACUCAAAUGUGGUCUCUGGGCUCCCUCCAAUGUUUGAACGCUUUGUGACCAAUUUUCCUGCUUUCCACCGUGUUGCUAUCUUUGUCACUGUGCAGUCUCUGAUGGUUCCAAAAGUUCCAGGCAGUGAGCGUUUCCUUGUGAGCUGUAUUGGUCCACCAUAUUUCCAUCUCUUCCGGUGUCUUGUCAGGUAUGGGUACAAGGAUAUGAGAGAUGACAACUAUGAUUUUGAGGUCCAGUUAAUUAGAAAGGUGGAGGAGUUCUUGCGGAAUGGGAAUGAUGAAGCUGAUAGAUCCGGACUCCAGGGAGUUGAAAUGGAACCAAUUAGGAAGCCAUCAAGCCCAGUAGUGGAUGCAUUGACAGUGGGACCUGAGAAUGGUGGUGUGGCUGGGCGGCGGAAGAAAGUGUCAUUCAGUAAUGUGGGAGUAGUGUGUGAGGAGCUGAGGGAAUUGGCAGAGGCAAGGGAAUCUGGGGUGUCAUACAUGAUGGGCAAUACAACUGUUGUUGCAAGCGAAUCGUCAUCUCUGGUUAAGAAGUUUGUGAUUAACAUUGUCUAUGGGUUCUUGAGGGGGAACUGCCGGCGCCCAGCAGUUGCACUUGGGAUCCCUCCUACCUCACUGAUUGAAGUUGGCGUUGUUUACACUGUGUGAUGGCAGUAUGCUUCUUUUGUUUUGAUUUUAGUACCCAGCUGAAGCUUAUGGUUGCUGUACAUCCACAAAAGAGGAAAUGGAAGGGGAAAGAAAGGUCCAUUUACAGUAAUUGGAAGCAAGCACAGGCCUUGUACUAUGGGACCUUGUAAAGCGGUAACUUUUGGGGUUGUGGAGGGUUACCAUGAGGGUUUUGGAUCAUAAGAAUGAGAAACGAGGGCGAUGCAUAUAGGAAGCUUCUGAACUUGGAAAGAUCAUACUGGUCAAAUUUUAUUUUUUUUGUAGGGAUAGGGAUGAUUUUAGGAUUCAGAAAGUAGCUGUUAUAUCAACCUAUGUUCUUUCUUCGACCCCUGUACAGUUCACAAACAGGUUAAUAUUCCUUUACAA